Molecule: messenger RNA, 1735 nt
Organism: Puntigrus tetrazona (Sumatra barb)
Lineage: Eukaryota; Metazoa; Chordata; Actinopteri; Cypriniformes; Cyprinidae
Product: UPF0461 protein C5orf24 homolog
Exons: 3
Coding region: 324-1106 (260 amino acids)
Source: RefSeq, a predicted model, not a curated record
UAUGUUUAUCUCGUCAGAUGAAUUCUGUCCUUCGCUGUCAGUUCAGCUCCGUCUGCUGCGCGCAGCUCUCAGUGCGCAUGCGCGUUAUCCUUUUGAUUUCUUAAUAUUUAAUAUCAAUGGGUGACGCUGAUUUCUAAAGCAUCUCCUAUAAUUACGAAGAAAGCUUCGGCACGUUUCCCGAACGGCGAGGUGGACGUCGAUCUCUUGUGUUUUAUUCGACGAGCUUCGAUCAGAAUCAGUCAGAAUUCAUGCGAAGCACCAAAAUGGGACAAAAAUGUCACAUUUAACCCUUUCCUCUCCAGCGUCGACAUUAACGCGAGAAGAUGAUGCGUCAGGGGCCCGGGGCCGGCAGUGAUUUCUGUGUGGACAGCAGGCCGUCGUGUUUAGCCGAGGACGGGAGACUCUCGCCGAGUCACUUUGAUUUGUGCCCCACCAAGUUCUAUCAGUCUUCUCCUCCUCAGCGUCCCCGGCAGAUGUGCUUCGCUUACCUGCCUCCUCCGGCCGUCCUCAAGCCCACGCCGUGCCGCGAGGAGCCGCCGAUGUCCCCGGGGCCCGCCUCCGCCCAGGCCAGCGACAAGAGCGGCAGCUCCAAGAAGAAGAGCGCGUCCGGGAGGUCUGGGAAACGCGGGCGUCCGGCGGGCACCACCAAAUCAGCCGGAUACAGAACCAGCACAGGCAGACCUCUGGGCACCACCAGGGCCGCCGGCUUCAAGACCAGUCCGGGCCGGCCCCUGGGGACCACCAAAGCCGCGGGGUAUAAAGUGAGUCCGGGUCGCCCGCCGGGGAGCAUCAAGAGCCAGUCGCGUCUGAGCAAACUGAGCUACAGCGCCUGCAGCGGAGCGGCGUUUCCAUACAGCGUCAUGCACAAACCUGGAGCCUGCGACGCCGCCCUGAAAGAGGAGACUUCCACAGAAACCCCAAAAAUGCUGUUUCAAGCGCCGCCGUUCCUCCUCAGCAGCUUCCCCGUACGAAACCAAAAAACCCCUCCGCCGCUCAGCGUCAUGCCGUCGGAGGCCUUCUCCGCGGCCAGCGUGUGUCCAGACGGCGGUCAGUCGAGAAACGCUCUGCCGGUACCCAUCCACAGCGCUCUGCCAUCAUACUCCUGAACUCGUCCGUCUCUCACACACACACACACACACACACGCACUGGACUCUGCUGACCGUGUCUCCCUCCUCUGAAGCUGUAAAUACGUGUCCGGCGCUCUGUGGUCACUCUGAAUGUCCAUUGCAUGUCAUGUUGGGUCGUCCGUGGGCUCGUUUCUUAAGCUUGAUUCACAUCGUGACACAAUAACGAGUGCAAUAGUUCCACUGAAGCGUGUUUCUCUCAUUCCAGCACUCCACCAAAGAACUCCAGCAGCUCUAAAGCGUGUGUGUGGUCAGGGGCCCGUGACGGGGGACACACGUCGGUCACCACACAUCUUGUAAUAGUUCCUUUUGUAUCGUAUUUAUUACUCUGAUUCUGAUGAUUAUUGUUGGUGUGGGAAUGCUGUCAGCAUCUUGUGAACAAGUGAUGUAAAAAUCUUCUUAUGGUUUAAUAUCACGACGACUGAGAUGAGUAGUGCGUAGCCUGUUAGUAGCAUCGCGUGCCGUUAAGAGCAGGUUUAUGUUCAAUAUUUGUUACAUUCAUAUAAUCGGUGACGUAGGCUUUUAUUUUUUCCUUGUUUACUUUGUAAUACAGUUACAAUAUGACGAAAUACAUGUUUGUGUAUGUUUUAUUAAAAUCUAACUACAUGAA